GUUCUGCACACCACUGUUGUAAUAUGCCGUUAUUUGCCUGUUUGUGGCUCGUCUGGUAACUUGCACUAUUCUUGUCAUUCUCCUUCAACCUGUCAUCAACGAGCUGUUUUCGCCCACAGGACUUUCGCUGACUGGACAUUUUUUGUUUGUCACACCACUGAGUUUGGGAAACCCUGACAUAGAUUACCUCUCCUUUUCUGAGUCUCAGUCCUCUCCUGCUCCCCUUCUCUCCCCCACAGUGAGGAUGUUAAGAUGCCCAUCCAAGGCCUACUCCCUACCCUGGUCUAUCUCACCAUCUGGACCCUGUGGAGCCUGCUAAUACCUGCCCUCUGCCACCCUCACCACAGCCUCUGCAGACUGACCCAAAAGAUUGCUCUCUGUAGUGAUAGUGAGAUCUCAUCUGUGCCGAGGGACCUACCAGACAACAUAGAGGAACUCCACCUGACCCAUAACCACAUUCAGAUGUUACAAGAUGACUCCCUCUCCCGCUACAUCUCCCUUCGCACUCUAAGCUGUGCAGAAAACCGCUUGGAGACAGUGGGGUCAAAAUUCUUUCACAACUCACCUCAUCUAGAGAGCCUCAAUCUAGCUGCCAAUCAACUUCACGUUGGAUACCAGGAAACUAGCAGGGCACUGCUCACCCUGUCUAGACUCAAAGUUCUGGAUCUGUCAGAAAACCAGCUUACAAACGACAUAGCUUCGGUCCUCCUCCAGAAUAUGACGUCCCUGGAGUACCUCAACCUUUCCAGGAACCUCCUGCUGAGGCUGGAUGAAAGCUCCUUCAGCGACCUCCACCAGCUCAGAGAGCUGGACCUGCAGAGGAACAUGCUGUUUGAGAUCGUUGAUGCCUUCGACCACCUGCACAAGCUGCAGAGACUAAACCUGGCCUUCAACCACCUGGCCUGCCUGAUGGACUUCGAAAUGACCCAGCUCGUGGUGCUCAACGCAAGUCACAACAACAUUGAGUGGUUCAUAGCCAACCAGGACCUCCAGGAAACUUUCCAUCUGGAGACCCUGGAUCUCACCAACAACAACCUCCUUUUCUUCCCCUUCCUGCCCAUCCAGAGCCACCUGAGGAACCUCCAUCUCUCCCAGAACAGGUUGAGCUUCUAUGAACACCUGGCAGACACCGCUGGCUACCCAAACUGGACCAACAGUGUCCAGUUCUUCAACCUGAGGGGCAACGUGACCAAUGUCACAGCCCAGCUGUGGGACGAGAGCCUGCACGGUGACAUCUCCUCUCUGGACCUGCUGGAUCUGAGUGGAAAUCAGGUGGGCUACUUCCCCCAAGGGUUUAUCAGCAAAAUGCCUAGCCUGGCAAGGCUCAGGAUGCAGACAAACUGUCUCGAGGUUUUAAAUCUAACACUGGAAAAACUUCCAGGGACGUUGUACGAGUUGGAUGUGAGCAACAAUAGAUUGACGGAGCUCCAUGCUGACCAAGGUAGUUUAAGUGAGUUAGGAAAACUGAGCUAUCUCAACCUGAGCCAGAAUGACCUGCAGAGUCUACCUCCUAGACUGUUCUCCUCUCUUACCAGCAUCAGCUCUGUGGAUAUCAGCUUUAACAGAGUUGGCAUAUGCUCCCUUGAGGAAGGGGGUGGGAACAGGGGUGGCUGUGUUGUUUGGAGAAACAUCAGCUCUCUGAGACAGCUCCACCUAUCAGGGUGCAACCUGGGGAGACUGCCACCGUUAGCGUUCACAGGGACACCUCUAACACACCUGGAGCUGUCUAACAACCCAGAACUCAACAUUGAGCCCAUAUCGAUAGUAGGCCUCAGCAGAACUUUACACCAUCUAGGAUUGGGAAACACAGGCCUGAGAGACUUUGACUUCUCUCCUUUCCACCACUUAAAGUCUUUGAACAUUUCCAGAAACUCUCUUACUCAGCUCCCUGCUUCACUGCAACACCUUGAGCUGAGGCUGCUGGACCUGAGGGACAACAAACUGAACACUGUCCCCUCAGAUCAGGCUAACACAUUAGCCUUGAAACUACAGACUGUUUUUCUUAAUGGAAACACUUUCAACUGCUGCCAGUUGGACUGGUACAGGACGUUUGAGAGGGCGAAAACGGUCAAUAUCAUCGACCUCUCAGACAUUUCAUGUCAGGAUAUGACAAAAAAUACACACAAAGUGGUGUUUUUAAACCCUUUAAUAUGUGGUGGGAGUGAGGAGGAGUCUGUGUACUGGUACAUCCUGUUGUUUAUCGUACCUGUCCUCUGCCUGGUUGGGAUUUCUGUCAUCUUCCUGCUCACCUUCAGGCCCAGACUGCUUCCCAAGGCCAUUAAAAAUAAAUGCCGGAGGCCCACGUCAUACUGACAUUUCAGUCACCUUCCUUGUGUUGUGGAUGAAAGGUCAAAUGAUUAAGACAAUAUGGUACAUUCUGUCCAAGUGUGAUGUUUUGCACAUGGGUCGUUCCAUGUCAUUUCAGCAAGUCAUGACAUCCACCAUCUCAGAUUGUUCUGAAAU
Messenger RNA from Salvelinus namaycush (lake trout), 2463 nucleotides. It is a transcript of the gene nrros, whose product is annotated as negative regulator of reactive oxygen species. The coding region runs from base 253 to 2313 and encodes 686 amino acids. The transcript is spliced from 2 exons. Gene Ontology annotation, molecular function: protein binding. The record is from RefSeq and is a predicted model, not a curated record. NCBI's taxonomy places the organism in Eukaryota, Metazoa, Chordata, Actinopteri, Salmoniformes, Salmonidae.